AUGCCUGACGCAGAGAGCCCUGCCUCUGGUACUGGUAGCGUUGCUGCCGUGGUGCAUCUUUCUUGUUCCAGGGCUGUGGACGUGGCCGUGGACUCGACUUCCACUGCCGGUGAUGUUAUCAAUGCAGUGCAGGCGAAGACUCCUGAAGACCCUCAGCAUGGGAACAUUUUGCUGUCACGUGGGCCAGAAAAGUUUGCGGCCACGGACAAGGUUCUGCCGGAGUCGGAGAGCGAGCCUGGCCAAGCGUGGGCCCUGGCAAACUAUGGGCACUUACAUUCAGCACGAAGUCCGCUUCAUCAUAUCCCGACCGAACGCAGCGGCAUCACCAUUCCACAAAUUCAGGCCCUGCUGGGCUUCAUGCAAAGUAUGGUGAAUUUUUGGGCCGGUACUUUUGGGGCGGAGCGUGCACGACCUCUGUCUUUCGAGCAAUUCAACUUGUAUCAUGCGGACUACUGGAUCCUGCGGCCCGCAACUGCAGGAAAAGGCGGGAUCGGCUGCAGCUACGUGGAGUUGGUGGCAGAGAGCGCAGAGGCACAACAACCUACCUGGUUUGUGUCACAUGCUUGGGUGGAACCGAUCGUGCUGUUCCUGCGAUGCUUGCGCCGCCACGCCGACGUGCGAGAUUUGAAAGGAGAGUCUGUCUACUGGGUCUGUGCCUAUGCCAACAACCAGCAUGUGGAACACUCCUCCAAGCUUUAUUUGGACGUGGCCGCAACAGCCGGUGAUGUGGCCUGCCUCGUGACGGAUGGUGUUGCAGGGAGAGAGGCCAAGCUGCUGCCCAUUCUGGGCCUUCUUGAGAAAGCGCGGCGAGAAGAGGCUUUCCCAGCAGAGCUGCUACAACGAGGACUGGCAGUGAGCAUCGAGCUUGCGCAGGCUUCCCAGGAUCAGGACAAGAUACGGAUCUUGAAUAGCAUCGCUUGUCCUCGGGCAGUGACGCGGAUCCUGGAUGAGCUCCCACCGGAGAAUCACGCUAGCUACAGCGUGGUGAACCGAGCGCUUGCAAGCCACUUUGCGGUGAGCGGCCUCUACGCAUGCCAUGCUCAGAACCGGGAUGCAAGUGCGCUCUUGGCUGCACUCUGUGCAGACACCGAGCGCUUGACAGUGCAGCUCUCACUCACUGGCUGCAAGCACUUCAGAGAUGCAGAGCAGCGAGCUCUGAUGGCUCACCUGCCGACAGCACUUCAGAGCCUUCGCCUGGAUCUUGGCCACACAGGGCUUGAAAGUUUCCAAGCCAAUGAGGGCCUUUGCCCGCAGCUGCGGAUCCUGCAGCUUCGAUUCUCGGGACCAUACCUGAGAGAAGCCAAAGGCAUAGCGCCUCUACUUGGGGCCCCAACCCUGCGCGAUCUGGAGCUCUGGUUUACAAGCCUUCCCCUGCUUGAAGACCUCCAUUUCACCGAAGCCCUGCUACUUGCCUUCGCGAGAUCCCAGGUACCCUUGACUUCCAAGCAAGCAUUGCGCCUUGGCAGUGUUAACUUGCCGCACAGCGCCGGGCGAAAGCUCCAGAGACAUGACAGCGAGCUGCAGAUGUGGCUUUGCAUCGAGGAGCUGGGACUCUGCGGGCAGAGCAAAUCCCAACGACGCGUCGCUCGCGUGGUUCGCUUCGCGGGGUCGCUGCACACCGACUCUCUGCAGUGUUGCGAGGAUGUAGCUUCGUGGAUGCAGCAGCUGCGGACGGCAAUCGAGUCCAAGGCUUUUAGCUUUACUUGUGCGGCAGCGCCAGUGCCGGAGCCGCAACCAGUGCCCCUGCGAAGCCGCGAGGUGCCAGAGAAGUGUGCCCGAAAGCUGAUCGGCUGCCGAGGCUUCGGAAUGCUUUGGGCUCCCAAGCUGCCUUUGCUCUCUUCUGACUCCUCUGUGCGUGGAGGCUCUUCAAAACCCAGCGCGCGGCGAAGCACGGUCCAGAUGGAGAUGCACAAGAUCCAUGAUCGGGACACGAAGAUGCACCACAUGACUGGGUAUUGUGACGAGCACUACUUCUGCAGACUCUGGCGGGGCUUCUUAGACAACUUCCAAGAGGCCCGCCGAUACUUCGAGCUGGCGUUGAUUUUCUUUGUGCAGGCAGCGGCCGACAUCGACUCCAAAGGUCUGCUGCUGCUCAUCCUGCUCUCCCUGUAUCCAGUUCUGGUCUUCGGCCUGGCGGACGUGAGCGGCUUCUCCGUCUCCUCGCUCUCUGCACUGUUGCUGGCUCUGCUUGUCGCCUCCUUCUCCUACGCCAGCUUCCGCUUUGACCAAAUGCAACGCGCCACGCUGGAGUUGUCUCUGUCGCUGGAGGGCUUCUACUCGCAGGUGCUGGGGGAGGACGAGUGCAUACGCCACGCCUCGCUGGUUUUCGGUGUGGCUGGGGACAGCUAUCCUAGCGUUGACGAGGUGCGGCAGGAGCGCGAUGCUAAGAACAACAAGAAGACCAACUUCCUGCGCGCGCAGCAGCACCUUCCCAGCUUCCAGAAAGCGGUGCAGAAAGUUGUGAGGGCUGUGGGCGCAGAAGACAUGGAAGCACAGAUCAAGUGCGGAGACGAGUCUUUUCUCGUCUCUGAUGGGUGUGAAGGGGCAGUGGACGUCCUGCACUGCGACAUCUAUUGCAACGACCUCCGGCACGUGCGGCAGACAUGGAAUGAGCUUAGCAGGUGCUUCCACAGCGAGGAGGAGCCCAUCUACAUCGUUGCCUUACGAGAUGGCUUUGCAGAAGAGGACAGUCAGCGCAGGUGCUGUGAAGUCGUCCUUGGUAUCGAGGGCUAUCUUGCCACCGUGCGGCUCUUGGAGAAGUCGUUGGCCAAGGCAGAACAGAAGCUUGCAGGCCUCUGCCGCGUUGCGAAGAAGUUUGGCCUUCUGGUCGAGUCCCGGCCUCGCACCGGGGGCCAGGAUCGAAAAGGCCAGGCCAAGGCUGCAAAGAGUUCGGCCAGGCGGCCCUCCGUUUUCCUUACCGUCACCUUGGGCCUGGUAAGAGUCACGGCUCUUCUCUGCAGCGCCUACUUUGCAGCGCAGUAUUUCCUUCGCCAUGCGCCGCCAAACCUGCGCGAGACUCUGCCAGAACCCCUCCGUGAAUUCCUGAGCCUCCACGUGUCCAUGGACGAGGAGGACAGGUCCUGGUUCGACGUCGUUAGCCUGGCGCUUCCCUACGUCGUGCUCAUCUUGGUGUUCAGUGGCUUGUCUGCAAUCAUGAAAACAAGUUUUGUGACAGGAAGUCACGACCUUGCCCGGUGCCGUCGCCAAAGGCUGAAGCCUUCGCAGAUCAUCUUUGAGAGACACUUUGGAGUUCAUGGCAACUGUUACGUGAUCAAGGUCGCGCUGAUGCAAGUACUGACUGUGCUCCUGCAAGCCUUCGGCAAGGUGCAGCUCCUUGGAGGUACCGUCGCCUUCGGGAUGUACCAGGAUGUCCCUGCAGCUCAAGUGCUGAAGAAGCUCUUUUGGAUCUUCUGGGCACUCCUGGCAUUGAACAGCAUCUACCCGAGCUUUCUCUUUGCGCGGCCCGAUCUUCGAUGCUGUCGCUAUGGUGCCGCAGUCAUGGAUGUCGUGCUGGACCUGGGGUACAGCAUUACCUACUUGUGUAUGGUGGUGACCGCCAUGUCCGAGCUCACGUUGGAGACAAGCGUGAGUGGCAACUUCGGAGAUGCGGCGGAGCUGGGCUUCAGAAACAGCAUCAGCCCCGCCUUUGCCUUCCCGGCGGACAUCCUGCCAUACAUGGCCGUGUACAUGAGCCUGGCGCAUAUCUGCUGUGCCUGUCGCGCCGUCGAGCGGGCUAAGCAGCUGGGUGCGGAGGGCCCAGCGCAGCCUUCAGAGAAGAUGGCUCCUGACAUGCGCCGCUCUGCUCGUUCUGGCUUCUGGUUG
Molecule: messenger RNA, 3822 nt
Organism: Symbiodinium necroappetens
Lineage: Eukaryota; Dinophyceae; Suessiales; Symbiodiniaceae
Source: the annotation of a GenBank genome assembly